UUCAGUAAUGAACACACCAAGACCUCCCUCCCAACACACACGCACAUAAAUGCACGCAAAAGAGGAAGUGCCUACAAUUGCCACAGUUCAGAGACAGAUAAAUGAAGAGAUUAUGUGAAUGCUGGGGGAAAAUGGACUGAUGGAGUCCCAAAGGUGGCUUAAAGUAAAAUAAAAAGAAAGAGGGAAAUCCCUUUCUCCUCCCUUUCCAGGCACUGAGGCGCGAGGGCGAUGACGUCAGCUGGCUUGAUGGUUUGGCUGUGGUGAAGAAGACAGAUGACUUGUGAGAUAAAGCUGUGCUGGCCUGCUGUAGACGGAUGAUGAUGCUGAGGUUCACAUGCUAGUGUUAACCUUUUGAAAUCUCAGGAGAACCUACUCCACAGAGCUGUCCCUCUCUGGUAUCCCACCUCUGCCAAGAUGAUGCCUAUGAGGACACUGUUAUUCACUGCACUCCCUCUGCUGGUGCUGAGUUCUAAGUUUGAGCAGUGCUCUUUGCAGAGCACAACUUUCCACGGACAUCCAGUGCUGGACUCCCUGCAGUGCUAUAAUGACUUCACUACCCACAUGCACUGCACUUGGGAAGAGGACCCACAUACACCUUUGCAGUUGCUGAUAAAAAAUAGCGAAAAAAAUGAUGAUUGUGUUUCUGAUGGACUUGGUAUGCUGUUGCCCAAUGGGAAGCGCUAUCGUAGCUGUGUCUAUAAAACUAAAAUAUUUCACUGGGGAAAGUGGACCGUCUACUUCACCACAUCCUGUCCAUCUAAAGAAGCAACUCUUAACAUAGCUCAGCACGGCAAAGUCCUAAGCCCAGUAAAUGUAAUGGAGAAAAAAGUUGAUGGUGGGCGAAUGCUGAGCUGGAGCAGUCCGUACCCUUCCUCAUCCCCUCUCACAAAUUCACUCACCUACCAGGUCAAAUACAGAAGGCAUGGACAUGACUGGAUUGUGGUAGAUAAUAUAAAUACCAAUCAAUGGGUGAUUAAGGAGCAGGAGCUGCCAGGUUAUGGGUAUGAGGCCAGAGUGCGAGCGCGGGGUCGAGUGGGCAUGUGGAGCAACUGGAGUCCUCCAGUGUCCUGGAUCACUGAGGAAGAAGAAGGUGUUUUCAACCUGCAGUGUGUAAUAGAGGAAAGGGGUGUGUCGUGUAGCUGGCAGGUAAAAAGAGAGCACGCCCAGUUCCUCUCAUUUUACCUGUGCUCGCACACUAAUGGAUCAAAUUUGGAGUGUCAACAUUGUGAUAACCACAUCAACCAGCCAGGUCAUGUUGUGCUGGAUUUCACAUGUCUGGUGGUCGCUUCUGAGCCUGAGAUGCUGACCAUGGAGCUUAAAAGUGUCCACAACAGCAAGGAUUUUGCAAACACCUUGAACAUUCAGCCUCCGCGUCUAAACCGUGUCCAGGUGAGCGAGAAGGAUGGCAUUUGGAAGCUGACCUGGUCCAGACCCAACGUCAGUGAAGCUCUCAGACUCUUCUAUCAACUACAGCUCUAUAACAACGACACAGGGGAUUUCACGCUUUUCAAUCUUACUGAAGGUGAUUUCUGUUUAAACUUGAACCCCUCCAACCUAAGGCCCACUAAUACAUACAUGGCUCGGGUCAGAGCACUGCCAUCAGAUUCCUUUAGAGGGCGACCCUCUGACUGGUCUGAGCCUGUAUACUUCAAAAGCGGUUCAGCUUUCUCCAUUGCAGCCAUUAUUUACAUCAUGACUGCUCUGUUUGUGGCCAUGUUUUUUAUCGUCCUGUAUAAGGCUCUUCCAUCCUGCCACAGGAGAUUAGAGCUAUGGAAGGUGUCUAUUCCCUCUCCCAUUAAGAGCAGAGUCCUGGAGGAAAUUAGUAAUAAGAGUUCUCCUGCUGUCAGGGGCAAUCUCUACAGUGAGAAGGAGAAAACCUCUGUGUGUAUCAUGCAACCCUCAGAUAACCCAAUCAUCUGCAAGGGCAGUAUCUCAGAAUACCCACUUUUGCCAUAUAGUGAUGACGACCUGACCAAAUCAGAAUGCACGCACGGACUGGACCACACAUCCUCCUACAUAGAGGGAAGUGGAAUGUCAGUCAAGUCUACCAUGAGCUUCACUGGACCUUACAUUCUGUGCCAGCAAGACUCUUCAUCGCAAAGUGAAACGUUGGACACGUCCUUCUACUCUAACUCAACUUUUGAAGAAGACAGCAGAUCCAUUAUCAAUGAGAAUGCCACUGACUCUCUUGCAGCAAAUGGAGGAUACGUUUCAUCCCCUCCCACCUCUCUGCCUUCCACAGAACACUCCGCCUCGUCGGAUAAUCCAGCCACUGGGGGCACAAACCCUGGCCUGUUACAGCUCCCAAAGGACGAUCCCCCUGCAUACACGCCUAACCCCACUGCGAUGCCUGGGGUGCUCUUUUCUAACCGGUCAGGCUACUGUUUGAUGCCCAAUAUGGAGAUAAAUGUUGCAGCCUGGGUGCAAGUCUCUGCUCCACCACCAGGGGGCAAUACAGACAGCCAGUCAGUUGUUGCAGGAGAUGGAGACCAAAGUGCGCGUGGCUAUGUGACUCUCUCUCAGCCUGCAAUCUAAUGGUGUGUUCAGACAAUUAUCAUUGACUUGUUGAGAGUCGUAACUAUGGCUGGCUUGCAUUUGGUAGCUGAUAAAUGUAUCACACAAACAAUACAUAUAGACAGGGAGAUGGAACAAUGACAUUGCGCACUGCAAAAAAGACAUUUCCAAGCCGUGGAAGAUGUGGAAGCCAGGCAGGAACACUGCUGUUUGCUGUUCAAACUCUUUGUUAUAUGGUCCACAACGCAUACUUGAGGACGGGUUAUUUGAGAUGGAUUUUUUCCUGCCACUAGCUGGAUAAUGCAGAAGUAAGCGCAGCAGUUAAUGUUACUGCUAGGACACUGAAUGUCUUUAAUAACUAGCCUCUACAUCAGUGCCUGUGCUAGCAGCCAGGAACACCAUGGAUCUCCAAUGAUUGAUGUAUUUGUGUAAAGCAUGCUGGGUAAUGUAAUGAGAGAACACUGAUGGACAAAAACACAAAAAGAAUACAGGACAUGAACUGAUGAGGCUGAGAAUGUUACAUAACUUGACAAGUAACAUGCUAAAUGCUACUUUUAGGCCAAAAUGCCCCUUUAACUUGGGACUUUGUUUGCCAGCCUUAUUUACUGUGUUCACAUGGUAUCUGAGAAUGGAACUACUGGCUUGUGAUACGUCAAAACUCGACCAAGUUUAUGACUCAUAUUUCUGACUUUGGGGUAAAAUCAGAAGUUCACAAGGACCGUUCAGACCUCAGUUUUUUCCUGAAUGGGAUGUGAUCUUUUCUGAGUUUCUGAAUUAUUUUGUAUUGUAUUUUUAUAUUUUUGAAAGUUUCAUCGAGCAGCUUUUGCAUUGCCAUAUCUGAGAGGGGCAAUAACGAACAUCUGGACAGAAUGUGACUCAAUCAGAAACUCAACCAUCAGCCUUUUCAUCCCGACAUAUAAACUAAUAUAAACUCACUAGAGUAGACUCUUCAACAGUACGCUAAGCUUGGACCAUGCAGUGUGGCAAUCUGACCAACAAAUAGCAGUGCUGUUGGUGCACGCAUUGAGAACUCAUUGUACCUCUCUCCUCCUUUGCAUUACAUAUCACACAAAGUUGUGUGAUUACUAAAAAUUAUACAUGCACUAUAGUUAAUUCCUGCAACAAUGAAUGUAUCUGUCUAUGUAAGGAUCGUUUCUUUCAUGAGGAUCGCACAGUAAGACUGAAUGUAAACAGGGCACUUAGUGGAACCUUGUUUUAGUUUUUUUUAUGCUUGCACUUUGACUGGGAUGCCAUCUUAAAUAUUAAAAAAGUGUGUUGUGGCUAGUGUUAA
This is a messenger RNA of Colossoma macropomum (tambaqui), 3805 nucleotides long. It is a transcript of the gene csf2rb, whose product is annotated as colony stimulating factor 2 receptor subunit beta. NCBI's taxonomy places the organism in Eukaryota, Metazoa, Chordata, Actinopteri, Characiformes, Serrasalmidae. The record is from RefSeq and is a predicted model, not a curated record. The coding region runs from base 415 to 2535 and encodes 706 amino acids. Gene Ontology annotation, cellular component: external side of plasma membrane. Gene Ontology annotation, molecular function: cytokine receptor activity; protein binding. Gene Ontology annotation, biological process: cytokine-mediated signaling pathway; immunoglobulin mediated immune response. The transcript is spliced from 15 exons.